Ylistrum balloti is the source of this 801-nucleotide messenger RNA. Its product is annotated as fucolectin-1-like. The transcript is spliced from 6 exons. NCBI's taxonomy places the organism in Eukaryota, Metazoa, Mollusca, Bivalvia, Pectinida, Pectinidae. The record is from RefSeq and is a predicted model, not a curated record. The coding region runs from base 1 to 801 and encodes 266 amino acids.
AUGAAUGACCUACUUCAACUCACAGGGCCUAAACUGAUCAUUCUUGUUUGCCUUGACGGAAGCGCGAGAGGAGCCUUGUUGCGGGAUAAAAAUGGAGUACCAUGGAUGGAGGAUGGGGUCAGUGAGAAUGUUACCUGUUACGGAUAUCCCGGAAAGAUUCAUGAUUUGAUAGCGGUAACAAAUGUCGCCGGAAUGAGUUACUACGAGCAAGCAGCCUUCAGAGUAACAUAUAUACCCAUUAACAAUAUCGUAAUUCAAACUAAAAAAGAUGAAACUGGGCCAAAGAUAAGGGCCAGACGUUCCUCAAGAGUAAGCGUCUUCUGCUUCAUCGGUGCCACUCAGAGUAUCAGAAGUGCAAUCGGAAACUUAGCUGCCAGGAAAAUGUCAGUUCAGUCAUCUUAUCACUGGCGAGACCCGAGUAAAUUUGGUCCGGAACGUGCAGUAGAUGGUGUUCGAUAUCCCAACCAAAACGAUCCAACAUUCAGGUCAUGCGCUCAUACUGGUGUGGGUGAUUUUUCCCCCUUCUGGCAAGUCGAUCUAGGAUCACAAUAUCUUGUGUCGUCUGUCUCUUUCUUAAGCAGGGAAAGAUGUUGUGAUGAGCGUAACACACGCCUGAACAUCACUGUGGCAGAAACAGCCACUGGACCACGAAUUUUGUGUAUGUAUUAUCCAGGACCGGCCUUCAAGAAUCAGAUGAAAACAUUCUUCUGUGAGACACCAGUGAAUGGCCGGUUUGUGAGAGUCGCGCGAGAUCGCGAGAUUCUGAAUCCCUGUGAAAUCGAGGUGUACGGUUUCCGAUGA